UUUUUUUUUUUUUAUUUUUUUUUUUUUUUUAUUUUUUUUUUUUAUUUUUUUUUUAUAGCCUUUCCCAGAUCGUGAGAUCACCGGGUCUUUUUAAAUCUAGUUCUCUCUUUUACGCUUCUCGCACUUUCAUGCUUCAUACUGUUUCUUUCUUGCAUUCAUCAUCUGUCAUACUUAGCCGGGUGGGACUCCCGCUAGCUUAACCUAUUAUUGUUUUAUUUUUCUUUCGGGGUAAAUAAAGUUAUGCUCAUUUAUUGAUUACAGAAAUAUUGUUUGAAACUUAUGUCUAUUUUGAAGCUUAUACUAUUUGGAUCUUAUCUUUAUAUAAUUUUAACAAUUUCAAUAUUAUUAUCUUAUUCCUAUGGUUUACAUUUUAGCUUCUUAUGCUACUGCUUAUUAUAUUACAUGCUUAUUCUACUUUUUCCUAUGUUAUUUGUUACAUUUCUCUUCUAGUUCUAUUCUAACAAUACUUUUUAAUUUUGUUUUCCAGGUAGCUGGACAGGAGAAGAGGAAGUUUCAGGUACUCUUCGACGACCCGUGACCUUCGGAUUGGCGCAGCGCAUCGGAUUCUGCGCUUUCUGGUGGCGACUUCACGUUUCAUUGCGGCUAGCUCAUCAGACCACCACGGCAAGCCCACAGAUGUCCACUGCUGAACGUAGGCCUCCCCCAAGGCUCACCACAAUAACCAGUCCUGCGCAGCUCACAUCCAGCUUUGUGUAUUAGCAUGUGAUCUAUUCACCGUCUCACACGCUAUGAAGUUUAAUUCAGAAGAGUUCAGAAAAUUGAUGGAGCAAUUUCGAAAAGUAAGAAAUGUUCGAUCACCAUCAUCGAGGAUCACCUAGCAGACACCAAUUGAGAAGGAAACCCUCACGCCGAAUUGGCAUUGGAUUGGUCACAUAUUGAGAAAGCCCGAUACCCACCUAUCCAAGAGAGCACUGACCUGGAAAGUGUCUGGCAAAAGGAAGAAAGGCCGUCCCAGAGCAACUUGGCGUCGCUCAGUGGAGCAGGAGCUAGGUAUCUUGGGUAUGACGUGGGAGGAGGUAGAACAGACUGCCCAAGAUCGAUGUAAAUGGAAGGAUUUGAUUCGAGCCCUACACCCCAGCAUAGGGUAAUAAGAAAGAAAGAAGAAGAAGAAGAAGAAACGUUUGAAUGUUUGUUAAAACAAAAAGUUUAAUUCUAGAAACCGUAUCUAAUCUGAAAAGUAUUUCUCCGAUAUCCCCUGCGAACUAGUACCUACAACUACCGCCUAAUCUCUGCUAUUAGGUCGAUUAAAUAUAAAUAUUUUAUUGUGUAUUGAUAAAAAAAUAUUUACGUAAUAAAUAUGAGAUCAUGUAUGUAUCUAUAAAAGGAGCGAAUAUUUUAUUCGUUCAUCAGAUCUCCAUUCGACUCGAUAGGAACAAUGGUUUCCGUUCUCACCUUAGCCGUAGCCGUGCUCGCUGCCGUCUGCAGCUGCACUGCUAGCAAUCUCGGUAGACCUGUGUCUAUUGGCGAGCACCCCAGCCUGGUCCAAAUUGAAGUAUUCCUACCCAUCUUGAAUCAAUGGUUCCAACAGUGCGCUGGUAUUGUUCUCACCAACUACCACUACCUUUCAACUGCUACCUGUUUCCAUGGAGAAUUCUACGAUCCUGCAUACCGUCGCAUUAUCGCUGGAUCUUCCCGUCGUAGUGAGCCAGGUGAAAUAUCUUAUGUUCACUUUGCCGUUAACCAUCCCCAAUUCUCUGAGGAGAAUUACGACAAGGAUGUGAGCAUCGUACGAGUAACACAUGCCAUCCACUUCGGCCCAAAUAUCCAGCAGGGUGCUAUUAUCCAACAAGGUGUCGUAAUACCCCAGGGUAUUUUUGUUGAUCUGCUCGGAUGGGGAACUACCGUUCAAGGUGGCAGUGCAUCUGACGGCAACCUCCACAAGCUCGAACUCAUUGUGACCAACAAAGAAAACUGCAGGAACCAGUAUAAGGAUCAUGAUCGCGUCGUGACUGAUCACAAAUUCUGCGCCGGUUUGGUCCGGGAUGGUGGCCGUGACUACGAUAAUACUGACUUGGGUGCCCCUGCCUUCUUCCAAAAUGCGUUGGUAGGCAUUGUGUCUUUUGGAAAGAGCAAUUCCAAUGACGCCUACCCCGUAGUACUCACCAGCAUCAGUUCUUUCACUGAAUGGAUCCUUCAAAACGUUUACUAAUUUUUUUUUUUUUAAUAAAAUAAUAAUUUUAAA
Bombyx mori (domestic silkworm) is the source of this 2203-nucleotide messenger RNA. Its product is annotated as trypsin, alkaline A. The transcript has 6 exons. The coding region runs from base 1397 to 2170 and encodes 257 amino acids. Lineage: Eukaryota; Metazoa; Arthropoda; Insecta; Lepidoptera; Bombycidae. The record is from RefSeq and is a predicted model, not a curated record. Gene Ontology annotation, molecular function: serine-type endopeptidase activity. Gene Ontology annotation, biological process: proteolysis.